This is a messenger RNA of Paralichthys olivaceus (Japanese flounder), 808 nucleotides long. Its product is annotated as troponin I, fast skeletal muscle-like. Lineage: Eukaryota; Metazoa; Chordata; Actinopteri; Pleuronectiformes; Paralichthyidae. Gene Ontology annotation, biological process: cardiac muscle contraction; skeletal muscle contraction. Gene Ontology annotation, cellular component: troponin complex. The record is from RefSeq and is a predicted model, not a curated record.
AUGGCAGAGAAAAAGAUGUCGACCAGCCGGAGGAAUCAGCUCAAGAGUUUGCUGCUGCAGAUUGCUGAGACGAUGCUGGAGGAGGAGGUGCAGGAGGCUGAGAGAGAGAAGAUGAAGCACCUGGAGGAGAACUGUCCGUCUCUCUCUGUUCCAGGCUGCAUGCAGGAGCUGCAGGAUCUAUGCCGGAAGCUUCACCAGCAGAUUGAUCUGGUGGAUGAAGAGCGAUUCGACAUAGAGAUGAAAGUCAAAAAGUCCAACAAGGAGAUCGACGACCUGAAGUUGACGGUUCAAGAUCUGAAGGGGAAGUUUAAGAAGCCGGCGCUGAAGAAGGUGCGGAUGUCGGCCGACGCCAUGUUGGCCGCUCUGCUGGGCUCCAAACAUAAAGUGUCCAUGGACCUGAGGGCCAAUCUGAAGCAGGUCAAGAAGGAGGUGAAAGAGGAGGAGAAGCAAACAGGCGACUGGAGGAAGAACAUUGAAGACAAGGCUGGGAUGGACGGCAGGAAGAAGAGGUUCGAGACAGAGGCUUAAACCUCGUGGAUGUGAUACUGUCGUCAGGUUCAGCAUCAACAUCAUUCAUGUCUGUGUCUCAUGUGAGUCCACAGUUUAGAUGACAAACGAAAUAAAUCCUUUGGUGUGUUUGUGUGUUUCAUAUUGAUAAUCUGAUAAAUCAUGAAAAAGAAAUGACACAUUUGAGGAUACAAAAAUAAGAGGAAAAUUGUGCAGUUAAAAAAACAAGUUAAUAAAAUUCAUAUUGUUUUCAUGAUUUAAUAAGUAAUGGAAAUAGUAGAAUUAAGUGAUUUUUGGGGCA